AUCGGCUUGCCUGGCAUUUGUUUAUGCGAAAAAACACGCAAGCCUUCAAAAGUUAAAUAGCAGCCGCUAGGCUACUUUUGAAGCACUGUGAACAUCGAUGUUCAUUUAAAUCCAACAUGCUGCGCAUUCGCCGUCGUUUUGCGUUGCUCAUUUGCUGUGGCUGCCUCCUCAUCUUUCUCAGUCUCUAUGUAAUCCUUAAUUAUGCGGCGCCGGCUGCCAAUGCCAAAAAGCCACCCUAUAUUGCACUCGAGAACAAGCUUCAUCAGCUGGAAAAAAGAUUAGUACAGAAAAACAACGACAUACAAAAUGUACGCCAGCUUCCAGCCAAAGCUCCAGUUGAGACAAAUGAAAUGGAGGAUGGUCUGGCCGUGGAUUCGAUAAACAAUGGAGACAACGAUGCCGAUGGCAUGUGUGCUGACAUUGUUAAGCAGGUGCCGCAAGUGGAUGUACAGAUGCUGGACUUAUAUGACCAAAUGUCCUUCGCGGACAUCGAUGGCGGCGUCUGGAAACAGGGCUGGAACAUCAAAUACGAUCCCAUCAAAUACAAUCAACAUCACCUGCUGAAAGUAUUCGUUGUGCCGCACUCCCAUAAUGAUCCCGGCUGGAUAAAGACAUUCGAGGAAUACUAUAAUGCAGAUACGAAGCACAUCUUAUCAAAUGCAUUGCGUCACCUGACUGAGAAUCCAGACAUGAAAUUCAUUUGGGCUGAGAUUUCUUAUUUUUCGCGAUUUUUCGAAGACCUGGGCGAGCAGAAGAAGAAGCAAAUGAAAAUGAUUGUGAAGAAGGGACAGCUGGAGUUUGUCACCGGCGGUUGGGUAAUGCCCGAUGAGGCAAAUUCACAUUGGCGCAAUGUUCUGCUGCAGUUGACCGAGGGUCAGAGCUGGCUGAAGGAGCAUCUGAACGUGACCCCAACUGCCGGCUGGGCUAUCGAUCCGUUCGGACACAGUCCGAGUCUGCCGUACAUACUGCAGAGAAGUGGCCUGAAGAAUAUGCUAAUCCAACGCACCCACUACUCGGUCAAGAAGGAGCUGGCUCAGCGGCGACAGCUGGAGUUCUACUGGCGCCAGACGUGGGAGACGCGCGAUAAGAAUGCGAUUUUCACGCACAUGAUGCCCUUUUACUCCUAUGACAUUCCACACACUUGUGGCCCGGAUCCGAAGGUGUGCUGUCAGUUCGACUUCAAGCGCAUGGGCGGCUUCGGCUUAAGCUGUCCCUGGCGAGUGCCGCCACGUCCGAUUGACGAGAGCAACGUGGCCGCGCGCUCCGACAUGCUGGUGGAUCAGUGGAAGAAGAAGGCCGAGCUGUACCGCACCAAUGUCUUGCUGAUUCCUCUGGGCGACGACUUUCGCUACAAGCAGAACGUGGAGUGGGAUGUGCAGCGUGUCAAUUACGAAAAACUCUUCGAGCACAUCAACGGCAAUCCGCGCUUCAAUGUGCAGGCCCAGUUUGGAACACUAAAUGAAUACUUCGAUGAAGUGCACAAAACAAAGCAGAGCUUCCCAUCGCUCAGCGGUGACUUCUUCACCUAUGCGGAUAGGGCGGACAACUACUGGAGCGGCUAUUACACCUCGCGUCCGUACCACAAGCGCAUGGAUCGCGUGCUCAUGCACUAUGUGCGAGCGGCGGAGAUGCUGCACGCCUGGCACAACUGGGACUCGGCAGCGGGCUUUGACCGGAAACUGGAGAUGGCGCGCCGAGAGAUGUCGCUGUUCCAGCAUCACGACGGCAUCACAGGCACCGCCAAGACGCACGUGAUGCAGGACUACGAGAAGCGCAUGGUGGAGGCACUGUGGGCGUGCCAGUUCGUCAUGCAGCAGGCGGUCUACCGGCUGCUGACCAAGCCUUCCAUCUACAGCGCGGACUUUAACUUCCAUUACUUCACAUUGGACGAUUCGCGCUGGCCCGGCGUAGGGGUCGAGGAGAGCCGCACAACAAUUAUACUGGGGGAAGAGCUGCCCACCAAGCAUGUUGUCCUGCACAACACCGUUCCGCAUUGGCGGGAGCAACUAGUCGACUUCUAUGUUUCCAGUCCGUUUGUCAGCGUCAGCGACUUGGCUGGCCAUCCAGUGGAGGCGCAGAUCUCGCCCGUCUGGAGCUGGCAUCACGAUACAAUCGGCAAGACUUUCAAUCCGCAGGGAUCUACCACCAAAUAUCGCAUAAUCUUUAAGGCACGCGUCCCGCCCAUGGGUCUAACCACAUAUAUUCUGACGAUCUCAAGCUCAAAGCCCGCUCACACCUCCUACGCCACGCAUCUGCUGCUAAACAACAAUCCACUGUCUGUCAGUUUGGGCCAAUACCCGGAGGAUGCAAAGUUCGGAGAGCAUCGCGAGUUCUCCUUGCGUGUGGGCUCUGGACCCACGCUGGCCUUCUCGGAGUUCGGCAUGCUAAAGUCUAUGCAACUAGCGCCAGACAGUGCCCCGGUGCCCGUGCACCUCAAGUUCCUAAAGUACGGCACUCGACCGCACGGUGACAAGUCCGGCGCCUAUCUGUUUCUGCCCAAUGGACCUGCCACGCCCAUUGUGGGCAACACGCCUGUUGUCCUGGUGAGCGAGGGCAAGCUGGAGUCGUCCGUUAGCGUGGGCUUGCCGCACGUCAUCCACCAGACCAUCCUGCGUGGUGACGCACCCGAAAUACGCAACCUGGUGGACAUUGGCCUCGUCGACAACAUCGAGGUCGUGAUGCGCAUGCAGACGCACAUCGACAGCGGCAGCACCUUCUACACGGAUCUGAACGGACUGCAGGUGAUCAAGCGACAACGAUUCGAGAAGCUGCCGCUGCAGGCCAACUACUAUCCAGUGCCCUCGGCCAUGUUCAUCGAGGAUGCGAAUAUGCGGCUGACUCUGCUAACCGGACAGCCGUUGGGCGGCGCCUCCUUGGCGUCGGGCGAGCUGGAAAUCAUGCAGGAUCGUCGGCUGGCCAGCGACGACCAACGGGGCCUAGAUCAGGGCGUGCUGGACAACAAGCCGGUGCUACAUAUAUAUCGCCUAGUGCUCGAGAAGAUUAACAAUUGUGUGCGUCCGCCGACAGCGCAUCCCGCUGCCUACUUGACGAAGGCGGCACAUAGGGCAUCACAGGAGCUGCUGGAUCCACUCGACAAGCUAAUCUAUGCGGAGAACGAGUGGACGGGAGUGCAGGCGCAGUUUGGCAAUGAGCACGUGCCGGCCAACGAUGAGCUCGAUGUGGUUGUAAUGCGUCGACUCACAAAGAGCACAGCCAAGCGGCAGCGCGUCGGCUGCGUGCUGCAUCGCACCCAGUUGCUGCAGUGCAACGAGGAGGAGGCGCCCGUAGACAAUUUUAAUAUUUGCGCUGUGCUGCAGACUAGAGCGCAACGACAGCGACAGCGCUGCCAGCGCACUUCCCUGACCUUCCUGCAGGAUCUGGAGCAGUUCGAGUCUCAGGCGGCGCCACCACUGUGUCCUAUGGAGACUGGCGCCUACGUAAUCAGCUACAGCGACGACCCUGACGGCAGCUGAACCGAAUCAACUCGCAAUCUCAAACAAUAAUAUUAAUUGAAUCUUGACUAGUGUAAUGCAUGCAAUUCUAAUUUAUUAAGCCUCAUUUUGAAUCUGACUAACGAUACGUGUAUGUGAAUUGCA
Messenger RNA from Drosophila navojoa, 3596 nucleotides. It is a transcript of the gene alpha-Man-IIa, whose product is annotated as alpha-mannosidase 2. NCBI's taxonomy places the organism in Eukaryota, Metazoa, Arthropoda, Insecta, Diptera, Drosophilidae. Gene Ontology annotation, cellular component: Golgi membrane. Gene Ontology annotation, biological process: protein deglycosylation; mannose metabolic process; N-glycan processing. Gene Ontology annotation, molecular function: alpha-mannosidase activity; carbohydrate binding. The record is from RefSeq and is a predicted model, not a curated record.